AUGUCCGUCCGCGGCAGCCUCUGGCGUCUGCGGGCGCCGGUGCAUCUGGUCCUGAAAAGGUCCGUCCACUCCGUGGCCGUGGUCGGAGCGCCGUUCUCCCGGGGGCAGAAAAGAAAAGGAGUGGAAUAUGGCCCUGCUGCUAUCAGAGAAGCUGGCUUGAUGAAAAGGCUCUCCAACUUGGGCUGCCACCUAAAGGACUUUGGAGAUUUGAGUUUCACUCCAGUCCCCAAGGAUGAUCUGUACAACAACCUGAUAGCAAAUCCUCGCUCGGUGGGCCUCGCCAACCAGGAACUGGCUGAGGUAGUUAGUAGAGCAGUAUCAGGUGGCUACAGCUGUGUCACAGUGGGAGGAGACCACAGCUUGGCAAUUGGUACCAUUAGUGGCCAUGCCCGACACUGCCCAGACCUUUGUGUGAUCUGGGUUGAUGCCCAUGCUGACAUUAAUACACCCCUCACCACUUCAUCUGGAUGUCUCCAUGGACAGCCCGUUUCCUUUCUCCUCCGAGAACUACAGGACAAGGUGCCACAGCUCCCAGGAUUUUCCUGGAUCAAACCUUGCAUCUCUUCCCCAAGUAUUGUGUAUAUUGGUCUAAGAGAUGUGGACCCUCCUGAACAUUUUAUUUUAAAGAAUUAUGAUAUCCAGUAUUUUUCCAUGAGAGACAUAGAUAGACUUGGUAUCCAGAAAGUCAUGGAACAGACAUUCGAUCUGCUGAUUGGCAAAAGACAAAGGCCAAUCCAUCUGAGCUUUGAUAUUGAUGCAUUUGACCCUACACUGGCUCCAGCCACAGGAACUCCUGUUAUGGGGGGACUGACCUAUCGAGAAGGCAUGUAUAUUACUGAGGAAAUACACAACACAGGGUUGCUGUCAGCACUGGAUCUUGUUGAAGUUAAUCCCGAAUUAGCUGCUUCAGAUGAAGAAGCCAAGGCUACAGCUGGCCUGGCAGUGGAUGUGAUUGCUUCAAGUUUUGGUCAGACAAGGGAAGGAGGGCACAAUGUCUAUGACCAACUUCCUACUCCCAGUUCACCACAUGAAUCAGAAAAUGAAGAACGUGUGAGAAUUUAG
Pipistrellus nathusii (Nathusius's pipistrelle) is the source of this 1062-nucleotide messenger RNA. Lineage: Eukaryota; Metazoa; Chordata; Mammalia; Chiroptera; Vespertilionidae. The record is from the annotation of a GenBank genome assembly.